CUUGAGAAGCCAAAUUACAGACUGAAGUAUAUUCUUAGUGGACACACCAUGUCGAUCUCCACGCUCAAGUUCAGCCCGAACGGCUCUAUGUUGGCAUCUGCUGCCGCUGACAAGCUCAUCAAACUCUGGGACGCCUACACGGGCGAGAUAAUACAAACUUUGAGCGGCCACGCCGAGGGCAUUAACGAUAUAGCGUGGUCCGCGGACGGAGAGUAUCUUGCUUCUGCCUCAGACGACAAAAGCAUCAUAUUAUGGAGCAUGGAUCUUUUCGAAAGAGUCAAUACGCUUGAGGGGCAUACGAAUUUUGUGUUCUGUUUGAACUAUAACCCUCGAUCAAACUUACUCGUGUCUGGUGGCUACGACGAGACUGUCCGCAUCUGGGAUGUCGCGCGAGGAAAGUCAUUGAGGGUUCUGCCUGCACACUCCGACCCUGUCACAGCAGUUAGCUUCAAUCACGAUGGGACUCUUAUUGUUUCUUGCGCAAUGGAUGGACUAAUACGAAUAUGGGACGCGGAGACGGGCCAAUGUCUGAAGACUCUCGUUGACGAUGACAAUCCAAUCUGCUCUCACGUCAAGUUUGCGCCAAAUUCGCGAUUCGUGCUGGCAGGCACACAGGAUUCGACGCUCAGGCUUUGGAAUUGUCAAAGCUCGCGCUGCGUCAAGACGUAUACAGGCCAUUCCAACCGAACGUAUUGUCUCACUGCAUGCUUCAGCGUAACGAAGGGCCACUACAUCAUCAGUGGAAGCGAAGACGCCAAAAUAUUCAUAUGGGACUUGCAAACGAGGGACGUGAUUCAAGUCCUAGAGGGCCAUAGAGACGUGGUGCUCGCCGUAGCUACACAUCCCAACCAGAACAUCAUAGCGUCAUCGUCAAUGGAGAAAGACCUCACCAUACGGUUGUGGGUGGACGAAUGAGGUCAAUGGGUCACUACUACUGCCGACGGCUGUCGAACGUCAACCCCGCGUUCUCUGCUUCUGUCGUUCGGCCUGUACUGUAGCACGCAUUGAGACCCUUAUGUAUGCGCAUGUUGAAGAUACCCUGGCAUGCUGUUGUUCUGGAUUGUGAAUAUUUGGAUUGUU
This is a messenger RNA of Coniophora puteana RWD-64-598 SS2, 1080 nucleotides long. Its product is annotated as WD40 repeat-containing protein. Lineage: Eukaryota; Fungi; Basidiomycota; Agaricomycetes; Boletales; Coniophoraceae. Gene Ontology annotation, cellular component: Set1C/COMPASS complex. The coding region runs from base 49 to 915 and encodes 288 amino acids. Gene Ontology annotation, molecular function: histone binding. The record is from RefSeq and is a predicted model, not a curated record. The transcript has 8 exons.